GCCAAUCACCUUUGGACAAGUCGUAGGGGAGGGAGACACGGAGGGAGACAAGAUGGCGGCGGCGGCGUCGCAAGGCGGGAGGAGCGGCGGUGGUGGAGGCAGUAGUGGGGCUGGCGGCGGCCUCAGCUGCGGGACAAGCAGCAGCCGCAGUGGUUUGUUGGAUAAGUGGAAGAUUGAUGAUAAGCCUGUAAAAAUUGAUAAGUGGGAUGGAUCAGCUGUGAAAAACUCUUUGGAUGAUUCCGCCAAAAAGGUACUCCUGGAAAAAUACAAGUAUGUGGAAAACUUUGGUCUAAUUGACGGUCGCCUCACCAUCUGUACCAUCUCCUGCUUCUUUGCCAUAGUGGCUUUGAUUUGGGAUUACAUGCACCCCUUUCCAGAGUCCAAGCCAGUUUUGGCUUUGUGCGUUAUAUCCUAUUUUGUGAUGAUGGGAAUUCUGACCAUUUACACCUCAUAUAAAGAGAAGAGCAUCUUUCUUGUGGCCCACAGAAAAGAUCCCACAGGAAUGGAUCCUGAUGAUAUUUGGCAACUGUCCUCCAGCCUCAAAAGGUUUGAUGACAAAUACACCCUGAAGUUGACCUUCAUCAGUGGAAGGACAAAGCAGCAGCGGGAAGCUGAGUUCACCAAGUCCAUUGCUAAGUUCUUUGAUCACAGUGGGACACUGGUCAUGGAUGCAUAUGAACCUGAAAUCUCCAGGCUCCAUGACAGUCUCGCCACAGAAAGAAAAAUAAAAUAGCCAAUUCUAAAAUCUCUUUUUCUUCUGGAUCGUAUGAGUUACUGGUGGGUAGGGAAGAAACAGAAAGCUUAAACUUUGUCAAGUAUGAAAUGUUAAAAAAAAAAAAAAAAAAAAAUGCCAUUUAGUCCACUCUGGUUAAAUAGAAUUUCCUAGAUUUUCUAGCACAGAUAUGCAAAGUUGUAUCUUUGACGGCUAGCUGUAGCCUCCAUGGUCUGCUGAGUGAGUUUUUGUUGUUGUUGUUUUCCUUAAGAAACAUUUUUGUAAAAGCCUAGCAUACUUUUACCUUUGUACUUAAUAGUACUUUAUUUAGUAUAGCUUUGUGCCAUGCGGCGUUUGAAUGCUUAGUUCUUAGGAACUGCUAACCUUGCUGGGCAUGGACAUGGUGUUCACCUACAGUCCCAGCUCUUGGAAGGCUGAGGAAGGGGGAUUGAGUUGAGCCAUCCUGGACUGUAGAGCCAGGCCUAGUCUUGGGGAGUGGGUAUCAUUAACUGUUGCUGACUUUGUGUUACUCCCUGCUUCAGCAGCUGUUUCCUUCAAUCCAGGAUACAACUUCUUAUGUACGACAGCUUUCCUUUACACACCAUUUUUGUGGGUGUGUAUAUAGAUAUGACUUGGGGAGAAUUAUUUUUAAAAAAAAUACAAAAUAGCUUUUUAAUUUGUUUAAAAUAGACCUGCCUAUUACAGUUUGUGCUGUUAACCAAUUAAAGAAGCCAGUGGCAUUUUUAGUUUUAUAUUGUUUUCCACUAGUAUGUUCCUGUUGAUUUGUUUGUGCCCAUUAUUAACUGCCAUUUUCUAAAAUUUUUUUCAAUAAAUGAAAGAAGAUGUGAAAA
Messenger RNA from Phodopus roborovskii (desert hamster), 1563 nucleotides. RefSeq names its product signal peptidase complex subunit 2 (gene Spcs2). Gene Ontology annotation, biological process: protein targeting to ER. NCBI's taxonomy places the organism in Eukaryota, Metazoa, Chordata, Mammalia, Rodentia, Cricetidae. The record is from RefSeq and is a predicted model, not a curated record. Gene Ontology annotation, cellular component: membrane; signal peptidase complex. The transcript is spliced from 5 exons. The coding region runs from base 53 to 733 and encodes 226 amino acids.